Penicillium brasilianum is the source of this 2975-nucleotide messenger RNA. The record is from the annotation of a GenBank genome assembly. NCBI's taxonomy places the organism in Eukaryota, Fungi, Ascomycota, Eurotiomycetes, Eurotiales, Aspergillaceae.
CCGACACUGUUCAACCUGAGCCCCUACUCCACCUUCUCAGCAACUUUCGUCACGCUCGUUAGUGGGAUGGGACUUCUGCGGCAUCAUGUAUGAGCGGCAGCGGGUUUGGCGGGCUUGUCAAGCAUGUCGAAGGAAGAAAGUCAAAUGUGACGGCGAGCAUCCUUGUCAAAGUUGUACACGUAACAAGGCGGAGUGUCUCUUCGCUGAACCUCCGGGCAACUCGAGGCUGGUGGAUCCCCAAUAUGUGUUGAAGCUCGAGAGCCGCAUAUCGCUCAUGGAGCAGAGACUCCGGCAACAAUCACUUGCACUGGAGGCCAGAGAGGAGUCCCUACCACUGGAUGCCUCUGCUGCGGUCGCCAGUAGCGAUCAUAAUGACACUGACCAUCAUUUCCACGUCGAAAGCGAGUCGGUCACUGCCGUGGCCACUGCAGCCGACAAGAGUGCACUUUCCGACCCGCCAGGGGGAUUCCGAGGAUCCUCGGUGGAUGCGGCGGUCCAGACAUCACAACGACCUUCAAGAACUCAUCUGCCCAAGGAGAUUUGCGGCGAUGACCGGAUGGUUGACAAUUUGGCCUUUGAUCGCUAUGAUACGAGAAAUGUCCCGACGGACGUAACGCAACUUGAAAAGCCACUUUUGCAAGCGUUAAUCGACUUCUUUUAUCAGUCGAUCUACCCCGUCUUCCCAAUCAUUCAUCGUCGCAGAUUCCAACAACAAUUUGAUUCUUGGUCUUCUAAUGGCAAAGAAAACGGUCUUAAUGCAGCUGACCAUGAUUUUCAACCUCUUCUGUAUGCACUUCUGGCGGUCGCUGCCUCGAUAAUACCUGAAAAUCCUACGAUCUUUGACCACUCAAGCUUUGAAAUCUACAAAUGGAUAGAUCUUGGGGAUCUGUUUUACCAGCAUGCUUUUUCGCUAAGUGCUGGCAGAUCUUGCCAAGAAAGUCCUUCGUCGGCUAUAAAUCCUAUUGCUGCACAGGGACUUCUUAGUCUCUACCUGAUCGAGCGAGGCAAAGUGAAUGAUGCGUGGGUCACUGCAGGACAUGCAAUUCGUCUAUAUCAGGGCUUUGAUCUUGAUGAUAACGUCGGUAUUGCUAGCGAGGCAAAUGAUCUACGUCUCGCGCAUAGGAAUCUCUGGUGGUGUCUCUACAUCUUAGAUCGCUCAUUGUCCACGGUUCUCCUGAAGCCAUUGGCUAUCGACGAUGCCGAGAGCGAUAUUGAAUCCUGUGAUGGCGAAGAAUACCUCGCAUCAUCGACCGUGGGACAAACGGAUCCCUGGUUCUCGGUCGUCGCCGAUUUUCAUAUCACGAUGGGCCGCAUUUACCGAUCAGUGAGGUUAAUUCGAAAAGCCGAAUCUUCCCAGAAUGCAGAUCUCAAGGAUACAGUUAGGUCAUACGUGAGGCGACAUGACGCAGAGCUCGAGAAGUACUAUAAAAACCAAGUCCUGCCGAAAAUAGAGACCCCCAACUCACAGGUGGGUCCUCUUGCACUGCAAACGAUUGCUGUGUCAUCAUACUACAUCGGGCUUGUCCUCCUUUAUCGCACAUUUAUCGAACGCUUCAACAUUACGGAGCCUGAAGCCCUUUUGCGAUGCGCUGAGGCUGCGUCUAAUUGCAUCAAGGUCACCCCACAAGUCAUUGCCCAUGUGCCGGCAAGCCACUUCGUGAUCCAACAAAGUCGAGCCAUCUUUGCCAGUGCAAAGGUGCUCCUGCACUGUAUGCGAUUGGCUCGCAACCCGGGCUUUACCAGGAAGGCCAUGUCGGAUGUUGAGAGCGGCUUGAAUAUGCUGCAAGAGGUGAAGAUUCAGUGGCCUGAGAUUAAGAAGUACCAACGUCUGACUGAAGAGGAUAUGCGCCAGACGCAGACUGAGCUUCAAAAGCAUGAUCUCUAUUACAAGACCUUCGAGUCUUUUGGGCAGAUGGUUGCUACAAGCGAGACCGAUGCUCGGGAAAUACCACCUUCCAACAGAACAUAUUCAAGUCAACUCCCCAAGAACUGCCUUGAUUUGCAGGGCCUCGAUAUUCUACCAUGGGUGCUUCCGAAUGGCCGGACAAAUGGCUUACUCGCAACCGAGUGCUCCCAAAUUACAACUUCGUCAAAACACAGCCAGCCUGACGAGUCUUCUCGACAACAAUCCAAGCGGAGAAAAUUGCAUCAAUCUCCGUCGCAAUCACCAUCACUUGCCCAUGAUACACUCGCUUUGGAUUUGCUCCCAAUACUGAGAGAUUCAACCGAUUGUCCUAUAAUGGACCACAUGAUUACCACUGGGGAUAUGCUACUUCCUGAUAUAUCCCCUCGGCCAACUAGUUCGGAGGAACUAUCCACCUCUUUCUUCAGCGAUGCAUUGUUGAUGAACUCGAUCGAUCAAUUCUUUUCCCAAUGAGAAGCCUGAUAACAUCAGUCAUGAUAAAUUGAAUAUAAGAGCUGGACCUGGCAUUCUUUCAUGCGUCUUAAAGUUCAUAAUUUGAAUAUUUUUGAUCCUUAUCCCCCCAAGGGAAAAUGUUAUUAUCGUAUACAAAAAGACUCUACCAAAGCGACGAUCUUACAAACUGCUAGAACUAAGAUCAAUGGGUAGGAGCGAUCUCUCCACAGCUGCCACAUCUCCGGCUAUCCCCGUCCUCCAUCCAGUUAUCAAUAACCUCUUUGAGCUGUGUUUCAAUAUCUGCACAGUAGAACGACUCCUCUCUGAUGAUUGUGGGGACUGUGCCAUGGGCCGCUUUAUUAUCACAAUACCACCGGAUCCGGUCGAUCAUAUGUGGCGGACGAGCUCGUUCCAUUACUAGGCCGAUCGUGUCCUUUGAUCUUCUCGGAGAGUGAGGCGUGUUUCCUGUGAAAAGAAAUGAUUCGCCUUCGUGAAUUAUAAUGUCACGGAAAUCAUCGUUCUCAACGAUCUUCAGUAGCAUGUCUCCCUUUAUCUGAUAGAACCAUUCCUAAAUCCCGAGGAUGUUAGAUACUCUUAUUUGAACUCGAUUACAGCAUAG